AUGGGGCGCUGGGAGUAUGAUCAGGCCGCGCGCGGCGGGGGCACCCCGCCCCUUCAGCAUCAGGAUCGCUCGUCAGCGUCCACGUGGAGAGACACUGGGAAAGGAGCUGCUGCACAGGCACAUACAAGCGCACUCGCUUCCUCACCUUCUAGAAGCCAACCUCGUUGGUCGCCUCCAAGGAAUUACUUCUCAUCGUCCCCCGGCGUGUCUCCCGGGGCUCUGGCGAAGAAAGACUCUCACAGAAUGCCCUCUUCGCGGGGCGGCUCCCAGCCGACCUCCCCAUCUGCCGCGGUGGAUGCGAAGCCGCUGGGCGGCGUAAGGCCCUCACCCCUGCGCGCGCACUCGAUGAACCCUGUGGCGAGUCACGGUCUUCCCUCGCUCCCUCCUGGAAAGCACCGUCUCUCUCGCUCCCUCACCAAUCUUUCGCAGAUUCGCGAUUCCCCCAACACUGUCCUGCUUGUCGGACCGAGCUCCUCGAGCCAGCCGAGACGCCUCACCGACGGGACCUACGUCCCCAUCCUGGCUGUGACCGCUCCGCCCUCAGACGGACGCAGCAGCAAGAGCAAGGCCUCUUCGGCUUUGCCAAGCCGCCAGCACUCGUUCUCCUCCAGUCACCGCAACGACUCACAUCAGCGCCACGCAAGCGGCCAGCACUCCUUGCAGACCCUCGGGAGGUCUCCUUCCCGGGAUCGCAGCGGCUCCCCCACGCGGUGCCAGGGCCACAGGCCCCAGUCCCGCAAUCACGGCGACUCCGGCCGCGCACGCCGCCAGCACUCUUCAAAUGAUCUCCACAGGCCCCGCGCGGCCUGUCGUCACUCCUCGCGGAGUCCCCACGGCAGUCGCCACUCCACGGGGCACCACCACAGCUGGCACAGGAGCUCUCGCACGCCUUCUCCAGCGCCGUCCCGGCAUCACGCUCGCAGCCGCGAGGCUUUCUACGGUUCCAGCCGCUCCAGAGGGCACACGUCCUCUCCCCGCCCACGGCAUCACAACUGCGGCGAGCGCUACUCCUCGCGCGCGGGAGGCACGCAGCCUCUUGCGAGUUCCGUAACUCCCCAGCGGAGUCGCGGCGAGUCCCGGGAGCGCCAGAUUCCCUCCUCUUCGCAUGCAAGCUAUGCGCCGCCGCAUGCCUCCGCUUCUUCCGCCUACCAGAUAGAAAAUGCCGCCCCACAGCAGCCGCCCCCCCGCUUCAGUUACACCAGCCAGCAGCCGCCCGAUCGCCAUCCAAGCUUGUCGCGCGGUGCGGCGAGCAGCGGUGGGCGCCGACUCAUUAGCGACAUACCGAAUGCCGGUGCCCUCGCCCGGGCUGUCUCUACUUCGCCGCGAGGCCCCUCGAUCACAGCCGGUACUGAGCUGCCGCGGAUCUACCGCCAGCCGCCCAGAAGUUCGCACGGCUUCACGGUGGGGAGCCGAGCCUACGGCCACUCCUCCUCUGGGUUCAUCCCCAGUUCCCCGCGCUGCGCGGCGCCCGCGGAUCGCGCAGCCCUCUCUGCAGCGAAGCGGAGCCCGGCCCACUCCGUGUCGUGCUGCUUGUCUCGCGGCAACUCUCCGUCGCCGCGCGGAGUGCGGCGUCGGCAGCGCGAAUGUGCUUCGUCUUGUGACCUGCAGCCGCCUCCGUGCGGCUUAGGGGCCCCCGCGGCUUUCAUGCGUCCUCCUCCAGAGGCGCCUGGAUGUUCACGCAGUGCGUCUCCCUUCCGCCAACCCUACGAUGCAAGCGGCGUCUACUACAGGGAUGGAAGACCCCUGCGCGACCCUGACCCUUCAGAGGCCGUGAAGCAGAGCUCGGCGUUCUCUGGAGUAAGCACUCCAGCGCGACUCGGUCUCGCGCCUUGGGAGCUUGAUGUGCCUUCGUGCGCGGCCGCAGCCCUCGCCUCCAAAAGAUCGCCGUCGCCGCUCGUUUUCAGGUCUUCGAGCUCAGCAGGUUCCUGCGGCGAAGGUCGGCAUGCUUUUCGCUCGAGGCGCUGCGGCGGCUGCUCGGACGACUGCCCUCUAACAGGUUCGCCGAUGCCCCUCCCUCUCUUAGAAACGUACUGCGACGAUACAUGCAGCGAUCUCUCUCGCUCCUCGCUUUCGUGUCUCCGCUUCACCCGUUCGUUCCCAAGAGGCAAGAGCCGGGAGACGUUUCUGAACGACUGCGUGCCGCCGCAAACCCCCCGCGCCUGCCGCCCGCCUUCUCCGGUCGACUCCCUCGGCGGCCGCUGUCCACAACCCUCCAGUUUGUUACUCCGCAGCAGCCUCGGGAGAGAGCAGGAUCAUUUGUCAAUCUGCGGCAGCGCCGCGUCGCUCAAGCAGGACUCCUUUUUGAAGGGCACUCGGGACGGCGCGCUGAGGCGAGCCGCGGACACCGUGGAGCAGUCUCUCGCAGCCGCUUCGUGCUCCGCCGCCCGCGUGCAGAGAACUCUGAGCUGCGAACGCGCUGUGGCGUCUCUAUCACCAAGAGAGUCUGGAGGCGCAAACGCCCGACAGAGGUCGCCCUUGGGGAGAGGGGCCUUGGCGAGAGGCACGAUGACGUCCGCGGGGCUCGGCAGCGGUGGCAGCGGCCUCUCUGGGGACUUCUGUCAGUCUUCCGGCGAACGCCACAUCUCGUCUGAGCCGAGCCUUGCGUCGUCGUAUUCGCUGUCUGGCAGCGCGUGCCGCAGGACGUCCCCGGAGCGAGGCCUCGACAAUGCGGGGGGCUUGCCUCACAGCGCAUUGAACGCCCAGUCGAGCCUGACCACGUCGCUUCCCUGCCUUCUGCAGCCGGCUGGUCUGCGCUGCAGCCCUCGCUGCGGCACCCCCCCGCGGGUGUGCGGCGAGAGCGGCUACCUUGCAGAAUCGCCGAGCUUCCCGCCGCCCAGAAAUGGCCUGGAAACGCCGUCUUUUCUUCCUGCACCAAGCGAAGGGCCGCUCCUCUCCGCGAGGCUGUCGGGUGAAAUCGCCGCGGAGCGGAUGCGCCAGCGGCGCCACCUGUGCGAGCGAGCGGACGCGCGAGAGGACAGUGCCGCUGCUCUUGGGCAGAGUGCCGGCGCCCGGCACCAGGAGGCCGAGAGCGGGGAGAGUACUCGCUCUGCGAUUCGGUUCAGCCUCCGGCCGCCUUCCCCGCUCUGCGAGGCGUCGCGGUGCACACAUCUCUCUGAGGUGGAGGCCAUUGAGGCUGAAGUCGAGUUCGAGGAGCGGCGCCGACAGGCGCGCGCGAGAGGCGAAGACGACAGACGAACCGAAGACCUUCUCCGGUCGCUCGCGGCCCUUCCGCGCCUGUCCCUGGAAGCCACAAGACGCCUUGAUGCGCAGCGGAAGGCCCUCCUCGCCUGUCGCCAUCGCCGAAGCAGCUGCUCGCUCACGCCGCCUUGCGGCAGCUGUGAGCUGCCGGGGGCGGGCAGCGCAGUCGGCUGCUGCCUCUUGCCGGCUGCCCGCUGUGGGCACCUGCCGCCCAGCCCACGUAGCCAGUCGCCCCCGCGCCGCUGCCUAAGCGGCGGAGUUGCGGAGCAAGGCCCGCUGGCAUUUCAGGGCACCGGGCGCGUCGGCGAGAGCUGUCCGUUUGCUGGAGGCCGCGCGGGAGACAACGACGUGGGAGGCAACUCCUGUGCGCGAUCCGGGGAGGGCUCACGCGUCCACUGCCUGACGGAGAUCCUCGACAGACUGAGUCGGGCGCAAGAAGCGCAGUGCGAAAACAUCCGACGGCGCUCGGCGGAGCGGGCCGCGAGAUGUCGCGCUCCCCCCCCAGGUACGAAGGAAGAUGAGGCGGCCGCAGGCCUGGACGCCAGCGCCGAAACGCACCAGAGAGAACCCGCAGAAUCCAGUAGGCAGGGCGCAGGCGCCCCGCGGUGCGCCUCGCCGCGCUGCCGCCUCCACAGCGGGGAGACUUGUCGGCGCCUCCCGGCGGGGGCCGUGCGCGGCGGCGCGGGUGGCAGAGCGCUGCCUGCAGUGAUGCAAAUAAAGCUUGAGCCGGCGCGCCUCGCGCAGAUUGCCGCCGCGCGCGAGACACGAGACGCCCUCGUCGCCGCAUUCGCGGGUCCCCGCGAGCGGAACGAGGACAGAGGUCGAGGCCGGCGCCGCGAGGUCGAUGAGAGCCGACGGGAGGACGAGACCGAGAGGCGCGGGAGCCGUCUCUCUCCGUCUUCGUGCGUCUCGGCACUCAGCUUAAGGCUCUCUCGGUCUUCGCACUGCACGCGUCAGUCGUCCAUCGCGUCAAACUCUCCCUGUCCUUCCUCGUGUUCUUCCCUCCAGGCGGCCUGCCUCUCCAACCCCUCCUCCCCAGCUUUGGCUCCGCUCUCGCGCGCCGCCUCUCGCUCCCAGUCGCGUCCUGCCUCCCCAGUCUGCGCAACGCCCAGCACGGGGGAUGGAAGUUCGCGGCCCGCAGGAAUCGCUGCGCAGCGCCUUCGCGUUCCCUCUUCGACAGAGGAGGGCGCCAGCCAGUCGAACGGUCAGACUUCCGCCCCUUCUACCAGCCGCGGCGCAAAGCGCCCGUCGCGGACUCUUUGCCGCUCCGCCCCUCCUCCCUCGCCCUCCAGGGGCCCCAGCCAGGGCGCGCCGCAGCUGACUGCCGGAGGCUCCCCGCCCAGCGGCCGUGGACGCUCUUCUGAGGACCUUCGAGGGAACAGCAAGGAAGUGGAGCCAGUAAACCACCCGACGACCAAGAGAACGAAGGACUCGAAAACGCCCCCGACGCCUUGCGCGACCUCGGGAAGACGCAGCUCGCGGGACUCGACUACGCGAAGCGCGCGAAGGCACUGCGACUCCAGCAGCCGGCGCUUGGAGACCGCCCACAGGCACGGAAGGGAGAAGAAGGAGAUUGCAAAGAAAAGCAGUGGAAGCGAAACCCGUCCCGCGCCUGCGCCCUCUAGGAGCCUAAGCCGCGCCUCGUCCGCUGCGGCGGCCUCGAAAAGCCAGCCGAAGGAGUCUGCGGCGACGCACCACCCCGCGAAAGAGAGCAAGGGAAAGAAGCUGAAGGAGAGGCGCGCGAAGGCGGUCGAAGGCCGCUCCCUGUUCCCGAGUCCCAAUCGGCAGCCGAGCCGGUCUUCGUCAGCUGCAAGCGCCAGAGGUCACCACCGCCAUUCUGGGCAGAAGACGGCGAACCGUGAACGCGCGAAAAAGGAGAAAGGCAAUCACACAGAGAAGACGCGCCUGUCCUCUGCGCUGAGCAGAAGUGGCGUGAGUCGGCAGGCCUCAAGCGCCAGCACCAAAGAUCCGCGGCAUCACUCCAGCAGCCGGUCGUCCUCCAAAUCCCGCGACAGGCGUGAGAGAGAGAGGCAGACGCGUCUCAGCCGAUCUCGCUCUCGAGACACGAGGAGCGCAGCUGAGGUUCCCAAGCACUCCAAAGACGAGCGCCGCCAGAUGAAGCGCAGCGCGUCUGCCACGGCACAGAUGCUGUCCGCCUCCUCCCUGUGCCGCGGGACUCCGUCUUCAGCGCGAAGAGACGCCUCUCGCGCACCUUCGUUUCGUCUUCUUUCCGUACCCGACCCGGCUCCAAAACGGAGCUCGUCGUCCUCGUCGACCAGAAGGGAGGAGUCGCCGCGGCGCGCUUUUUCCUCAUCAGCCGAUCGCGGCAGGUCUGCAGCUCGCGGAGAGAGAAAGGCGCGGCUUUCGGAGAGGCGGCGGAGGAACGGAGAGACGAAAAAGCCGAGCGAGCGCUCCAGCAGCAGGACGCCGAGCCGGCCGCCUUCGCGGUCGCGAGGGGAGGAGGCGAUGAAGAUCCUGAAGAGCUCCUCAAAGCACGAACGGCCUGACAGCGUCUCACACAGAAAGGCGUCGCCCUCACGCAGCACCAGUCGGCUGGCAUCGACGCGCUCGGAGAAGGGCAGCGCGAGGGAGAAGGAGGGGAAGGAGGCGACACACCCAGAGAAAAAGAGAGACAAGCACUUCCAUGACGGGAGCUCGCUGAAGCAGCACGGGUCGAGGGCCGCACCGCCGGCCUUGCAUCAAGGGCACUCCUCCCCAGGGGCGCGUCGCGAAACUGCGUACCCUCUCGUUGCCUGUCUCUCGUUUUCUGCGCGGCCCUCGCGCCCUGCUUGCGUCGCGUCCUCUCUUGAGAAAUCCGUUUCCCCGCGCAAACCCCUGCCGCACUCGCUGCACUCGCCUGCCGCGCUUCUGUCUGCGCUGCGGCGCGCGGAGCCUAACAAGCUCUCGUCGCCCUCCUUCUCCGCGCCCAAGUCGCCUCCGCCCGACAUCGUCCGCAGUGUCCUCCAGAGUGCGGGCCUCCCGGCCGCCUUGCUCUCGCCUCCACCCGCCUCCGCGCGCUUCCUCGAUUCGGCGACCGCGACCGCGACCGCCGCGCCCGCGCGUCUUGGCCCAGGGGGAGAGACAACUGAAGGCAAUGCGGCAUACUCAGCAGGAAGUCAGAGAAAUGCUCAAAACGAGGCAGCGGCGGACCGGCGGACCUGCCCGCCUGCCGCAGUCGCCGCCACAGCGCUAGGCUGUGCGGAUGGCGCCGCAGGGCCCGGGAAGCUUCCGCGGAGGGCCCAGGAGGAGGUCGGCUGCGAGUUCCUCGCGCCUCAGCAGGCCGCGCGGGACUCGCCUCAGUCGCUCAACGCCGCGACCGCGGCGCACGCCUCGCUCGCGCCGGAGCUCUCCACAGCUGAAGAUCUUCGGAGAAACGCUGAGUCCUGCGACUUUCCGUCUCGACUUUUUUCUCUUCCGUGGCCCCAGGCGGUGUGGCGGCCGGAGGAGAGCGUGCCCUCGCUGUCCGCCCUCCUCGCAGAGGACCUUGAGGCCACGGCCGCUCUCUGUCGCCGCGUGGCGAGAUGCGCAGACUCCUCCGCCUCGUCAGGCUCCCCUGCAGCGUUGUCUGAUGCGUUGUCUGCUGCGCGGCCGUCUUCUCAUUCCGCGCUUCCCUCCUCGGCUUCGCUCUCCUCCGCGUCGUCUCUUCAGCUCCCCCUCGAUCUGUCGACAGCGGCGAGCGCGGGGACGCUCUCGGAUUCCGCUGGCUCGCUCGGCGGAGUGAGCGAGUGCGAGGUCUCGACUUCACUACCGCCUUCUUCUUCCGCUUCCUCGCUGCCUGCAGAAGUCUCCACGGAGCUCGUCCCGCCGCUUGCAGCACAGGCGCCUGGAGGUUCGAAGGCUCGGGAUGCCAGAGUGAACGCGAACGAAGUCGACAGCGGGAAGACAAGCGACGAGGCGAAGGCAAAAAGCAAGGAAAAAGCCGCGUGCUUCAACAGGGAUGCAAACAGCAGCCGUCGUGCGCUCCCUGCUCACGCGGAUUCCGGCCCUAACGAGGCAACUCGGGGUUCGACUAGUCCGUCUGCUUCCGCGGCUUCCUCGACCCACUCCGCGACGGCGUCCAUGCCUCCUCCUGUUCCCACCUCCCUCUCUCUCAGCUCGUCGUCUUUUGGGUCGCCUCCGUCGCCAGCGGCCUCCCGCCGGGUGAGCGCAGUCGAACGCCAUUUUGUCGAGGUGACUCCAGACCGUCCCUCCGCUGAGGAGGGCGGAGGCCGCGCAGUGGCCCUUUCGCCUUCUCAGCCUUCGCCUCGCCCACCGCUGCGCCCCGUCGCUGCUCCCGCUGCGCCCGCGAGUGCAGCAGCCAUCCGCCUGAUGCUGCCGCGGAGGCACGAGCUGCUUCCUCAACUCUCCGCAUUCGUCCCUCAUCCCAGGCGUCUGCCGCAACGACGCGAACGGAAUCGAUCCCCGCCGAGGGGGGCGGCGAGCUGCAAGGCCGGCAAGAGGCUUCGGGACGAGAAUGCCUCUGCUCGCAUUCCUGCAGCCUCCGCCCGGAGCGACGCCCGCGCUCGCCUGCAGCCGCUGCCGCAAAGAGCGCGACCCUGCCGCUCGCCGCUGGCGCCUCUUUUGGCAGACACUGAAGGAGGCCACGUGGAUGAAGGAGAAGGCGACGGCGAAAGUAGAUCUGGGCGGCACCGACAGCGGCGAAGGGGGCGAAGCCGCGGCAGAAGGGCGACAAGCGCGCGGCGGCGCGUGGCGACGGCGAGGAGGAACGGAGGCGAAGAAGAGGACUUCGGAGUGCAUCCCGGUUGCCCAACCUCCGCGAAGCUGCGCGACCUGCUACGCGCGAUCCGCGGACGGCAGCCGGCGGGCGACGAACAGGCAGAGGCUGGGUCAGCGGCCGAAGAGCAAAACGAAGGCGAGGAGGCGCCAGAGGAGGAAGCUGACGACGGAGGUGAAGACGACGCGACCGGAGAUGAAGCCGAAGAAGACCGCGAAAAGAGUUCGCAGAGCGCAGAGAGCACUCCCAGCAUGCGCUGGGCGCGGCGUUCGGGGUUCGGCGAUGGCAGUGUAGGCGCGAGCUUCGAAGAGGCGGCAGCCUGCGAUCUGUGGCUCCUUCAGCAGACCAACGGCGAGACGGUGAAAAACCUCGAAAGCGCCUUCGCGGCCGCCGAGCUCCUGUCGCCGCUUGCAGCAGAGUGGGCGUCCUCCGCCUCUUUUUUGUCGGCUCUCCCCCGCGGGAGUUGCGGCUCUGGGGCGCCGUUGAGAGACGCGGCGCGGCGCGGGGACGAAGGCGAGGGCGAGGUUCAGAGGCUCGACCCCAGGCGUCGCGAGGAAGAAACGAGAGGAGGCUGCGCGGAGGCGGUGCAGCUCCAGGCUCUCCUUUCCCCCCCUGUCUGUCCUCUCGCGCGUCCGCAUUUGCUCAUGCCUGCCGUCUCCUCAGCAGCCCUCACCACGCACGUGAGGGCUGCUGAGGCGGUGGCCGCUGGCGCCCAAGCCGAGUCCCGCCCUGAGCAAGUCGCAGGCUCUGCUGGCGUCAGGGAUGCAGAGGGUGAAGCGCCCACAGACGCCGUGUGCAAGGGAGGUCUCAGCCGCGACGCAGAGAAGGAAAGACGCACAGAACAGCACGCGGCAGAAGGAGAGCGAGAAGGAUGCGGAGGAGAGCCCGCCGAGGCUGCGGCGCGGGCGAGGCUGCAUGCAGUAAUCCGAGGUCAUGGGGGGAGAAGCACAGCGGAGAAAGCCCGACAAGGGAAGCAGUCAACGCCUCGCAGGCCCCACGCGGACGCGCCCGACAGCGCAGAGGGAGGUGGAAUGCGAACGGGCUUCGAAGUGAAGGAAUGGGAGACGGCUAGAGCGAAGGAGAAACUCGAAGAAAGUGAACAGGCUGCCGCAGCCGGCAAUCCGGUGGCUGAAGCGAAGACGAAAUACCAGACAAAGGAGGCUGCAGCCAGCCCGCACGAAGCGGACUCAGAAAUGAGCUCGCAACGACGCGCGAGCGAAGUCGACGAGGCAGCGAGCGGCAGCAGUCAGAGAAAGGCUUUGCGGGGCUUCUCCGCUUUCGUGAUUUCGACCGUCUCUUCACGGCUUCACCCUGCGCCUGCUUCAGCCUGCCCAGCGCCUGCCGCGUCCUUGGCUUCUUCAUCGAGUCCCCCCACGUCGCUGGGUUGCGGCUCGGCGCCGGCGUCCUCCCCUCGCAGCCGUUCUCGGCCGCCCGCGCCUCCGGCCCCUUUCGCGUCUUUUCUCACUUUGUCGCCCUCCGCUGAGCCGAGGCCUCCUUCUCCUUCGCCAUCUCUGCGCGCCUCCGCCGCUUCCUGCGCGGCCUGUCCUGCCGCAGCAUGUGCCGCUUCUUCGCCGCGGGUCGCUCGCACGGAUCCUGCAUGCGCCGAGUGCCCGCCGAAGUCCCCUCUCGCCCUGCGGCCACCCAUACUCUCUAGCAGUGGAAUGCAUGAAGAAGGAAAGUCGGCGCCGGCAGUCGCCGAGAAAGACGCCACGAAGCAGGUCGAAGCUGCCGGUUCGGCGGACGUCGAAAGCGCAGCGAUGCAAGAAGGGUCGGUCGAGGAGAAGAGAGACGCCGGAAGGCGUUUGGCGAUCGGCGACGAAGACGCCUCUCAGGAUGCCCAGCAAACCCUCGCUGGCUUGUCUGACCUGACGGAGAAAGACAUUCAACGGGAACGAAGCCCCGGAGGGAACGAGACAGAGAAGAGCGCGAGUGGGGAGCGUGGGUUUCAAGGGCGCGGCGCGGCCUCGGCGGUGUCUGAGGCGCAAACAGAACCCGUCGGGGACUGGACACGCGCUGCCGCCACAUGCCCGUCCACCGGUCCUCGAUCAAACUGCGACUCACUGUCGAGGAGAGAAAGGCAGGGAAUCACAAGUGAAGCUAAGAAGGCCGCUCUGGGCCGCUUGCUUGCUCCCUCGCGCGCGGAGCCUAGCCCCUCGCUGGCAUUAGAAUCGAGGGAGGUGGAGGACGCUCAGAGACGAAAACUGGGCAUGGAGCGCGUGGCGUCGCCCGCGCUUUCAGACUUCACCUUUGCCAUGGAGUCGCCCUCUGAAGCGCCGCGCGAGCUGGACGGAGGGGCUGACGAUGCGACCGCCGCGGCGCCUGCGCUAAAUCGUUUAGGAGAAUGUCACAUGCCUGGAAGCGACGCAAACGGCAGGCGAUACGGUGACACACACAAGGCGGUUCGCUGCCAAGAGCGCCAAGAGCGCCAAGAGCGCGAAGCGGCAGAAUCCUCGACGCUGUCGCUUGAGCGGAGAGACGGGACAGGCGAGGAGGUGCACCCCGUUUGGCUUUGCUCCGCGUGGUGCAUUUGGGAAGAAGAAACGGAGGCCAAUGCGGCGUCGUCGGCCGUGCCAGAAACUCGCACCUGCGGAGUUCAAGCGACUGACGACGCCUGGGCUCCGCCGCCUUUGGAUGCAGCAGCCUCACCUACCGCCAGCGCGUCCUGCCUGCUGUCGCCGUCCGCUUCGCGCGCGUCGCUCUCGGCGUUCUAUCCGCAGGCUCACUUAGCAGCGCCAGAGAGAGGCAGGAGCGAGAAGUGCGGGCACGAGAGCUCGACGGCGGCUGCCGCAGAGUCCCCUUCAUCACCGUGCGGCUUCGCUGCAUGGCGGCAGACCUGGGGGGAGAAGUUGGAAGGGACAGGGGCCGCGAAGGGCCCCAGACGGCGACGCGGAGGGCCUCACGCUGCCGAAAUGGAAGCGUUAGAAGCAUUCAAAGAAGUACGGCGAAGCCGAGACUCCUCUGAAGGAAGAGACACGGGUAUGGACAGCGCUGAAUGCCGCGAUACCCGCUCGGCGCACUUUGAUUCUCACGGGCCUCAGGCUGGCGGUUGGGGAGGCAGAUGCCUCUCGCCUCUUUCCAGGCAUCCCUCGCCCCUCUCAGCAGAAGGACGCGAGCAAGCAGAGCAGAAACAAACCCCCAGGGCGGCCGAGGAUUCAGGUGGGGGCUUGCGGAGUGAGGAACGAAAAACGACAUCCACCCGACACGGCCUCAGCGCUGUUGUCGCCUUUUCUGCGAAACUGAGGAGGCCGUCUCUGGUGCGGCUGAAAGACGUCCCCGCGCUGGUGAGUAGACACGCGGAGCUGCGCACGUCGAGGCGACGCGGGCGAGAGGGCGACGGGAAAGGCGCGAGGCCGCCGACGAGGCAAAAGCGGAAGGAAAGAGACUCGCCGAAUGCAGACGCGCCUCGGGUCUUUGCCCCGCGGAUGGCGGAAUGCCCACCGCAGGACUCGCUCUCUGCGAGGCCUCCACGCGCGGCCGAACUUCGUGAACGGGCGCAGGGCUUCGUUCUUCAGCCAGCGGAGAGAGAGUUGCAGAGGCGGCGCAAGCCGCGCCUCGAGCUGGCGACGCAUCCUCUGCCGAGCCGCCUCCGUCGAUGUCUUUUGCGCGGCCUGGCGCGUCGUGUCGCCCCUUCGCCGCCCCCCGUCUCCCUGCGCCCGACGCGAGUGAGUCGAUGCAGCCGCGCCAGGUCCCCGCCCGCCGCGGCUCUGCGCGAGCAGGCGAAAAGCCAAGAGCCGAGACAGGAGUACCGGCGGAAAGCGCUGGCCUGUGCGCUUCCUCUGCCUGCUCCUGCCGCUCGCGCGUCGCCUCCUGCAUCUGCUUUGGGCACACGCGAGCCUCUCCGAGAGCCCUCCUUCACGGCGGCUGUGCAGGCGCUGUCGCAUCCUCUCGUCCUCUGCGGCUCUUCGUUGGAGGCGCUUCAGGCUCACACGAAGGAGCUGAGGGCGAGGCCGAACUGCGAAGCGCGCCCGCAAAGGCGGCACAAGGCGCUGCAUAAAGAAAACCAGCUGGUGAAGGUCUCCGCUGCUUCGCAGAAUGCGCGUGGGCAGCAAGCAGAUACUUCGAUGUUUCCGAGCCUCUCCGACGCCGCGUCUCCGCAAGUUCAGGGGGAACACAUUUCUGAGACAGACUCUCCCGCAUUCUUCUCCCCGGCAUUUGCUUCACACUCUGCGAGUCGCGACGCGCAUUCGCGGCCCCAGGCCAAGUCGCCUUCUCUGUCGGGCUGCUUCGCCCCCUCGGCGCACACUGGCGAGUCUGGCGUCCCUCUCCCGCGUGCUCACCUUCCAGCGUCCCCCGUUCAGCUUCAGGCGCUUUCACCAUCUGCGCGUCUGUCGCCGUCCUCAGCGCGACUGCGACGCUGCGUCGCGCCUUCUGAAGCACCUGCGUGUGAGACAGUCCUCGCGUUAGAGACACAUCAGACUGAGGCACGCCUUCACGAAGCAAGGCCGAUUCUCUCCCAUGCAGCCCUCUGCAGCUUCGCCUCCGCGUCUGGUUACGAUUCACCUGAACUGCCUCCUCGCUCCCCGUCGGUCUGCACGUCUUCCGCCGCUCUGACGCCUCAUCUCGUCCUUCUCCAGCGUCCUCCGUGUGCGCAGUCGAGGCUGCCCCCCUUUGUUCAGCAGGCGCACGCUUCCCCUCUCUUCUCGCUUCCGGGGCGCCCCUGCUCUCAGGCCCACCUUUCUGCUCCACGCCUUACUCCGGAGAGCCGCUACCCUCCUCUCUCGUCGCCUUCAACUCAUUCCUUCCUCGUGCUCAACGAGCCGCGUGGCGCCCGCCCGCCCGUCUCCCCUACGAGCGGACCUUCCGCGGCUUCCAAGGUCCCGCCCUCGGCUUCGCCCGUCUCUUGGCGCGGCGCGCAGGCGGCGCGGGCUCAGACGGGGCCCGUAGAGGCGCUGGGGAGGGAUCUGUCAGUCGGCGACCGCCUCGCCGGCGAGAUGCCGAAUCCAGAAAAACAAGCUUCGUGCUCUCAGAGCCCACGUGGCGGGGCGACAGGCCCCUCGCAGUCGCUGCGGGCGGCGAACGUUGCACCCGACAGCAGGGCACUUCACGCAGGAAAAUUGGACUUCGUGUUUCGCCUCGCGGUGGCGGGUCAGAGGGCUACCGGAUCUCUCUUCGCGUCUGCGGCGAGCGCCCUGUUCGGUGGCGGAGACGAAAUACCGGAAUUCCCGCAGAAGAGGGGAUGA
This is a messenger RNA of Besnoitia besnoiti, 13092 nucleotides long. RefSeq lists its product as uncharacterized. The record is from RefSeq and is a predicted model, not a curated record. Gene Ontology annotation, molecular function: protein binding. The transcript is spliced from 3 exons. Lineage: Eukaryota; Apicomplexa; Conoidasida; Eucoccidiorida; Sarcocystidae. The coding region runs from base 1 to 13092 and encodes 4363 amino acids.